AUCCGCGAGCCCCAGGACGCCGUACCCGAGCCAAACCACGACGGCGACGAUGUCCACGAUGUCCUUCCGCUGUGUCCUCCGCGCCGCGGCGAUGUUGUGCUUCCUGCUGGUGUGCGCGAGUGCCGCUCCGCUGGACCCCGGGGAACCUUGCCAACCGGACAAAUUGACUGUCUACAAGAUGGUCCUGCACACUUUCUGGUCCAGGGACACCUUCCCCAAGCACUAUCCUGAUUGGAGGCCGCCGGCGCAGUGGUCCAAAGUUUUCGGUCAGUUUUUCAAUUUUAUUUUGAUUAGCUUGAUAGAAAUUCUAUCGUUCAGUAGAGCAGAUCUGACAAACAAUGUAAGCAAUUUCGAGCCAGAUAGCCUGUUUCAGAGUGACAUAUUAAGCUUAUGUCAUAAAAAUGAUGAUAGAAAGUAG
This is a messenger RNA of Acanthoscelides obtectus, 418 nucleotides long. Lineage: Eukaryota; Metazoa; Arthropoda; Insecta; Coleoptera; Chrysomelidae. The record is from the annotation of a GenBank genome assembly.